AACGGAUAUCACGCAAAAUUCAAAUAGUACCUUAUUUACGACGUGUUAUUAAGGUAAUUGGUCUUCUCGGCUCAUCAGGUUAUGCAGAAAAGGCAGAAAAUGUCUAUACGUCCAUCAUAGUCCAUUCCCAGCUCAUUCUCCAACACGUCUCAAGACUUACACUCAUCAUACUCUCUCCACUCCACCAACACAGACACCGAUAAUCUCUCUUAUUAUCUUUCAGAUGAAGCGCCUGGCAUUGAGAAGAGCAACAGUCACCAAUGGCCUCCGGGCGACGAACCCCCGUCCAUGGGGCUUCCACGCAGCGCCACUUACGGCUCAAGCUUCCACCCGCAUGGCACACGACGGCCAGGGGGAAAGCUCCCGGGAUCACCAAGCUACGAAGCAGGGCCAAACUCACCCGCCGAAAGCGGAAUCACAAAGCAAAGGGAAAGGGAAAACCAUGGCAGAGCUGGACGAGGAGCUAAAGGCCAAAUUGGAAGGACUGGCGGGUGAAGGGGGUGCGGCCGGGGUGGAAUACGAGAAUGGGAAAGCUGAAGGGCUCAGAAGGGGUGUCAAGUCGAAUAUGUUUCGAGUGAUUUAGUAUGCGAUGAUGGAAUGGAAGAAUAGGCGAAGUGGCUCUACGUGACUGGGGGAGAUGAUUGCUUCGGUCUCAGGGGUUCAGGGGUUCAGGGGUUCAGGGGCUCGGCUGCCAGACUUGAUUUAAAUGGUACUGGCAAUUCCCACUCCAGUAAAGUUCUCAUUGUAUAGUUUCCUGGGGAAGAAUGGCA
Molecule: messenger RNA, 770 nt
Organism: Sodiomyces alkalinus F11
Lineage: Eukaryota; Fungi; Ascomycota; Sordariomycetes; Glomerellales; Plectosphaerellaceae
Exons: 1
Source: RefSeq, a predicted model, not a curated record